Emiliania huxleyi CCMP1516 is the source of this 615-nucleotide messenger RNA. RefSeq lists its product as hypothetical. The transcript has a single exon. Lineage: Eukaryota; Haptophyta; Isochrysidales; Noelaerhabdaceae. The record is from RefSeq and is a predicted model, not a curated record. Bases 1 to 615 code for a protein of 204 amino acids.
AUGAGGGCGUGGUCCUCGACGGAAGUCAAGAUGACGAGCCUCGCGCGCAUCUCGCCGGCCUCGAAUGUGGGUUACGCGCCGCUCGCCCUUGAGAAGGCCAACCACUCCCGCCCGCCCGACCUGCGCGAGAUGUUUAACGUGCGCAACCCGCGCGAGCACACCAACCGCUUUGAUGGCACACCGGAGGGCACCGAGGCCGUCGCGCUCGAGCUGUGGCGCGUGCUGGAGAGGGCCGCACGGCGCUUCAGCCUCGCCCUCGCUCUCGCCCUAGGGCUCGAGCGGGACUACUUUACGCGAUCGAUGGACAAGAUGGACCUGUGCGCAUGCCGCUUCAACCACUAUCCGCUCGUCGUGGCGGCGGACGCGGAGGCCGACCGUUACUCGAUUGCGUGCUUCUACGACGCUGAUAAGGCCGCGCCGGUGAACGUCGACCCGCGCUUCGUGCCCGAGGGCGAGCAGCCGCACUACCCGCCAACCACGGGCCUCGAGUACUUGCUGCGCAAGCUCGCGCGCGCGCAGGGCGCCACCGCGGAGCUGGGAGGCAGGAGGGAGGUCUACGACCACGACAUUGGCGUGAGGCGUGACCCGGCCAGCCGGCCGCCGAAGGAGGCAUGA